Messenger RNA from Gadus morhua (Atlantic cod), 4194 nucleotides. It is a transcript of the gene pkn1b, whose product is annotated as protein kinase N1b. The record is from RefSeq and is a predicted model, not a curated record. NCBI's taxonomy places the organism in Eukaryota, Metazoa, Chordata, Actinopteri, Gadiformes, Gadidae. Gene Ontology annotation, molecular function: small GTPase binding; protein serine/threonine kinase activity; ATP binding. Gene Ontology annotation, biological process: protein phosphorylation; signal transduction. Bases 450 to 3239 code for a protein of 929 amino acids. The transcript has 22 exons.
UCCCCGACCGGGAACUCCUCGUGCUCUCUGUCGUUCACCAACAAGCGACACGCGAACAUUGCUAUAGACCAGCUCGCGUUAACCGGUUGUCCGUGGGUCGGGCGGAGGGAGUUGUCUGGACCGGACGGUCUCGUGCAAGCGUCGCUAGUCCAGUAGCAGUCCGGCUCGUGCUCCGGAGGGAUCCGCUCGCCUCACCUCCCGGUUUACCGCGCCCGAGACGCCGUGAUGGUUCGACUCACGGACUCGCGUUCGCUGCAGCUGAAGGAACCGGAGGAGCCGUUCGACCGGGAGUCCGGGAAGUUCGUCUUCAACUAGUUUUUUUAUUUCGCUCCCGUUUCGCACGACAGAAAGCGUCGCGCGCGUCCCGCGAUGCACCGGGCGCGGUGAGGCGCGAGGCACCGCGAAGAAGUUCACCGCGUCGACCUCGAGCGGCGGUUCUUCCUGAACCCAUGAUGGCGAAUAACGAAAGCGACCCGGCCGGGCUGUCAGUGCUGCAGCAGCUCGGUCUGGACCAGAACUCGGACUUCUCGGACAGCGGCGUGCAGCAGCGUCUGGACGAGAGCCGCGAGCAGAUCCGCCGCGACAUCCGCCGGGAGCUGAAGAUCAAGGAGGGCGCCGAGAACCUGCGGCGCGCCACCACCGACAAGAGGAACGUGCAGCAGGUGGCCUCGCAGCUCCGCAGCUCCAACACGCGGCUGGACGCCCUGCACGCACAGCUGCAGGAGCUGGACGCACACAUCGUGGUCCGGGGUCACCACGACGACCAGGACGGGCCGGGCAGGGUCGGCUCUGCCCCGAGGCGGACGACCGGUCAGAAUCGCGUCGCGGCAUUGGAGCGGCAGCUCAACAUCGAGCUGAAGGUCAAACAGGGGGCGGAGAACAUGAUCCCCAUCUACGCCAAUGGAGCCACCAAGGACAAGAAGAUGCUUCAGGCAGCUCAGCAGAUGCUCCAGGACAGUAAGACCAAGAUCGACAUCAUCCGCAUGCAGAUCCGCAAGAGCAUGCAGGCCAGCGAGCAGUCGGAGGAGAACCACGGUAAGCCGGACCUGUGCGGGGUGGAGCUGCGAGUGGAGGAGCUGUGGCACCACUAUCGGGUGGAGCACGCCAUGGCCGAGGGCGCCAAGAACAUGCUCCGCCUCCUGGGUGGGGCCAAGGUCCAGGACAAGAAGGCCCUCGCCGAGGCCCAGUGUGGUCUGAGCGGCUCCUCCCAGCGCCUGGACCUCCUGCGCUCCUCCCUGGAGCAGCGUCUGUCCGGCCUGCCCCAGGACCACCCCAAGGCCUGCCUCAUCAAGGAGCAGCUGCUGCUGUCCUCCUCCCCUGCCUUCAGCUGCCGCCACGGCGCCCCCUACGUCCACAACCAGUACAGCACCCUCAGCAAGCCCUCGCCACUCACUGGUACGCUGCAGGUGCGUCUGCUGGGCUGCGUGGGGCUGCUGGAGGUGGUCCCGGGGCGGAGCCGGGCCACGCCCGUUGUGCUGCCCUCUUAUUCGCUGGGAGACGGCCGCGCCUCCUUCAAGCUGAGCGGCCUCUACAGCCGCAGCGGUAGCAGUAGCAGCCUCAAGUCCCCGGGCAAAACCGAUGAGCUCUCCACGGAGGUGAGCGCGGUGCUGAAGCUGGAGAACUCGGUGGUGGGCCAGACGGCCUGGAGGCCGGUGGGAGAGGAGGCCUGGAGCCAGACCUUCAGCCUGGAGCUGGAGAGGUACCGGGAGAUGGAGAUUGCGGUGUACUGGAGGGACUACCGUUCCCUGUGUGCUCUAAAGUACCUGAAGCUGGAGGACUUCCUGGACAACCAGACGCACCGAGUCCGCCUGGAACUGGAGCCACAGGGGCUGCUGCUGGCUGAGGUGACGUUCUUCAACCCCAUCAUAGAGAGAGGCCCGAAACUACAGAGACAGAAGAAAGUCUUCUCCAAACAGAACGGAAAGGGCUUCCUGCGUGCGCGGCAGAUGAACGUUGACGUGGCGACGUGGGUCCGCCUCCUCAGGAAUGCCAUCCCAAGCGGCACCACGGCAACGUACAACCCCUUCAGCAGCACGGCGGGCACGCACGGUGCCGGGGAGCCCUCCCUGGAGAAGCUGAACAUCGAGAGUGGCUCUCCCCCCAAGUCUGAGCCCAGGAGAGACGUGGUGGACACGCCCCUCACGGAGCAGGUGCCGGUGAUCUCCCCCCCCAGCGUCCAUCCUCCCCAGAAACCUGCUAGAACACACAGCUCAACCAGCAGCUCCAGUCAGGGUCCUCUGUGCCUUCAGGACUUCAAGAUGAUCGCCGUUCUCGGCAGAGGCCAUUUUGGAAAGGUCCUCCUCUCUGAGUACAAGAAGAGCGGCCGCCUGUACGCCAUCAAGGCCCUGAAGAAGGGCGACAUCGUGGCCCGCGACGAGGUGGAGAGCCUGAUGUGUGAGAAGCGUAUCUUCGAGACGGUGACCGACGCGCGGCAGUCCUUCCUGGUCAACCUGUUUGCGUGCUUCCAGACCCCGGAGCACGUGUGCUUCGUCAUGGAGUACACGGCGGGGGGCGACCUCAUGAUGCACAUCCACACCGACGUGUUCCUGGAGCCCCGCGCCAUGUUCUAUUCCGCCUGUGUGGUUCUGGGUCUGCAGUUCCUGCACGACCACAAGAUCGUCUACCGGGAUCUCAAGCUGGAUAAUUUGCUGCUGGACACAGAGGGCUUUGUGAAGAUAGCAGACUUUGGCCUCUGUAAAGAAGGUAUGGGUUUCGGGGACAGGACCAGCACCUUCUGUGGGACCCCUGAGUUCCUGGCCCCGGAGGUCCUGACGGACACGUCGUACACCCGGGCGGUGGACUGGUGGGGGCUGGGGGUCCUGAUAUAUGAGAUGAUGGUGGGAGAGUCGCCGUUCCCCGGUGACGACGAGGAGGAGGUGUUCGACAGCAUCGUGAACGACGAGGUCCGCUACCCCCGCUUCCUGUCCACCGACGCCAUCGCCAUCAUGAGGAGGCUGCUGAGGAGGAACCCAGAGAGACGGCUGGGCUCCGGAGAGAAGGACGCAGAGGACGUGAAGAAACAACCUUUCUUUAAGACCAUGGACUGGGAGGCUCUGCUCCAGCGGCAGCUCGCCCCGCCCUUCGUGCCGGCUCUCAGCGGGAACGCCGACGUCAGUAACUUCGACGAGGAGUUCACCGGGGAGAAGCCGGCGCUCACGCCGCCGCGGGAACGCCGCGUCCUCUCCCGCAAGGACCAGGACACCUUCAGGGACUUCGACUACGUCUCCGGCCUCUGCUGAGGCCCCGCCCGCGGGGGGGGGGGGGCCGAACCUCCACCCAUGUACCGCUGACCAAUCAGACGUUUUGGAGGUGACCACGAUCUUGUGGUCACCUCCAAAACGGAGCCUAUGAAGAAAGCUCUUUCUGAUUGGCUCAGGUGAAGUCACUUGGGGGUUAAUGGGUGUGACUGGCCGCUCAGAAAGUGUGAUUGCAGAAGAUUGACCUCUGAUUGGGACGGUUUGGGGUUUGAUUACAGAGACUGCCUCAAUAUCUCUUGCUCUCUCUCUCGCUUUCUAGCUCUCUCUCUCUCACUCUCUCUCUCUCACACUGUCGCUCUCACUCUCUCUCUCUCUCUCUCUCUCUCCCUAACCCUCUCUCUCUAUCCCUCUCUCUCUUUCAGACAUGGGGUACAGGGGGACUCUCUCGAUUGAUAUCUGAAGAUAAUCCAGAUUAUGUCAUGUGAUGAAGGAUGGGUUGGAAUCUGCCCAGCAUCACGUCUAGGGGAACAUGUGACCCGACUUAAAUUCAUAUCUGAAUGACGCAUAGCAAUAUUAAACAGCGGGACUAUUCACCUCAACCUGUAUCUGAUCAAUAAAUACGGCGGCUCAUCUUCGUUGACUUCUGUUAAAGUCGCACCCUCGCCGCCCUGCUCAGUUGUGCUGUAGUUUUUUUGUGGCCACACGGGGGCGCCAGAGGACAGAAGGAUGAGCAUGGUUGGUGUUCAUUUCGUGUGCUGAUAAUUUCAUUGCGCCUUACAUUAUUAUCCCUUCCCACCGUUUGAUGAUACGUCCAGGAUUUAAUUGUUUUUUAAUCCGCAAUAAUUUCAGAAUGUAAGUAUAAAUAUAAAGGUAAAUGGAGCUUUUAAUCAUUGGGUUUAUAUUUUGAUUUUUUGCCCGCUCCCCUCCCUGUCGUGUAUUCUGUUGCUUCUUGAUCUCUCCCUGGGAGCGUGUCGUAGUAAAGAUGUUGGAAGCUGUG